Messenger RNA from Naegleria fowleri, 4923 nucleotides. RefSeq lists its product as uncharacterized. Gene Ontology annotation, molecular function: protein binding. The transcript has 2 exons. The coding region runs from base 1 to 4923 and encodes 1640 amino acids. The record is from RefSeq and is a predicted model, not a curated record. NCBI's taxonomy places the organism in Eukaryota, Heterolobosea, Eutetramitea, Acrasida, Naegleriidae.
AUGUCUCAUAACAACAAUAACACAUUAACUUCUUCUUCGGGUAGCACUAACAACAAUCACAACAAUAACAAUAAUAAUAACAACAAUAAUAACAAUCACAACAAUAAUCACAACACACGACUUGCUUCUCGAAGUGGCACUCUUCUCUCUCUCAUUCCACAACAAAUCACAACCAUCACUUCCGUACAACAAUUAAUGGAUCCAUCGUUACGGUUAAUAGCAACCACCACCACCACUACAACGACGACCAACAACAACAACAACAACACUCAAAGUACCAUCAAAGAUAUUCAUCUCAUUGUGAAGGAAGAGGAUGAUUUUAAUUUGACGACCUUUCAAAAAAUUCAAAGUGAAUUUCCAUCUCUAGAAUCUUUAUAUUUGCAAGGACAUUCUAAAUUUAACUUUUUUGUCAAUUUGAGUGAAAAACAAUUUGGCAAAUGGAAUCAUCAUUCCAAACUCAAUAGUUAUUUGAAACAUUUGGCAUUAGUGAAUUGUAACAUUUCAAAAAAACAAGUGAAAAUGGUGUGUGAAGAUGACACUUUUCGAAAACAUUUACAUUCUCUCAAUUUAUCACACAAUCAUCUCGAUGAAUUACCUGAAAAGUUUUACAAACUCAAGAAUUUAAAAGAAUUGAAUUUAUCAUUUAAUAAUUUCACACAAUUUAGUGACCCAUUGAGAAAAAUGAAACAAUUAACACAUUUAGAUUUAUCUUUUAACAAGAUUGAAACCAUGAAUCAUGUGAAAUUUAGAAAAGGUUCACAAAAGUCCAACCAAAGUUCACAUCAACAACAUUCAGACUCUGAUCAUCAUCAUCGAUCAAAGAGUUCAAAAGGUCACAAACCUCUUGCAAAUUCUCUUCGAUAUCUCAAUCUCAGUCACAACCAAUUAUAUGGUGGUUAUCCAACAUGUCUCGAUGAUUUACGUGUAUUGGAAGUAUUGGACUUGUCUGGAAAUUAUAAUUUAUUUAUGAAUGAAAAUGAAGAUCUUUCAGAGUUGUGGAGUAUUUUACCACAACAUCAUUUAACCACCAAUGCAACCACCAAUGCAACCAAUAAUGGUUCCACUUUACAAUCCUCUUCACAACAACAACAACAACAGCAACAACAGCAGCCGCCUCCCACUUCACCACGUAUCCAUGCCAUCACCACAAACAGCAACACCACGAGUGUUAAUCCUAGUGUGCCACAACAUUCACACUCUUCACCCAACUUGUUACCGUCUUCUUCUGGAAUGAAUUCAAUAUCAACAUCAGCAAUAGCUCUCUCUCAACUUGCAAACAUCAAUAAUACCACCAAUCAUCGUUCCACACUCAAUUUAUCACAAAUCUUCAAAUGGAAUAAUAUCAACAUCAUGGGAAAUGAAGAAGAGGAACAGCAUCAGCAGCAUCAACACGUGAUGUGUGGACAUUCAAACAAGGAAUCUACUUCUGCUGCCAAUACUACUACUACUACUACUAUCACUCAUUCAUUAUUGCCAACCCUAACAAUGGGAACAUCAACAACAACAACAACAACACCAUCACUAUUGGAACAAGAAUCAAUUUCUCCAUCAGCAGGAACAACAACAACAGCAUCACCAUCUUCAUCACAACUGUCCUCAUCAUCACAUGAAUCUUUUGAGGAGCAAUCUCAUUCAACAACAACCACACCUAGCACUGCUAUUACUACUACUUUUAAUACUUUGAUGAAUACUACUACUUUUAAUAAUUCCAUUAUUGAACACUAUCAUGACCACCACAAGAAAUCUCCUCGUCGUUUCUCUCGAGUCAUGGCACGUCGAAAUAGUGAAGAUCAUGAACAAGUAUUAAACCAUUCAGAAAGUAUGGAACUGUUAUGGAGAAGAUAUCAAAAAAGUGUCUCUCAAUUUCACACAGAUCAUUUCCAUCACACAAUUACUGAAUUAGAUAUUAGUCAUUGUGGAAUUCUUCAUUUUCCAUUGGAAUGGUUGAGAAGAUUUCCAAAAUUGAAAUAUCUCCGAAUGAGUAAUAAUGGACCUUUUAAUAUUCCUUCGAACGUCGUGCGACGAGUCGUUCAACAACAACAACAACAACAACAACAAAACAAUCUCUCUGAAACUUCUCUCAACAACAACAAGAUGAUUACUUCUUCAACUCCUCACACUGUGUACAGUUCAGAAACAUCAUCGAUGGUAUGCACCCAUCCUGUCAAUCCUUCUUCUUUUGUUCCUUGUCAUGAUCCUUCCACAACACAUUCCACAGCACAUUCCACAACAACUAGUAGUAAUAGCAAUAGCAGUAGUAAUUGUACGAGUACUCGUAGUACAUUCAUGAAUGAUCCUUCCACAACAACAACAACAAAUUCCUUAAUCAUUGAAGAUGAUUUACCAUCCACCAUUCGAGGAUUAUCCUUUUUGAGAGUAUUCGACCUUAAAAAUUGCUUCAUUAAGGGAUCCAUUCAUUCAUUGAUGAGUUUGUCAAGUAUUGAAUAUUUAGAUCUUUCAUGUAAUAAGGUGAAAUUCAUUCCAUUGAUAUCAAGUAAUGAAUAUUGUACACCAGUGAUUGAAUAUUUAAAUUUAAGUCACAAUUCCAUUUCACACAUUCCAAAAGGAACUCUUUUAGAGAAAAUGUAUUCAACCAUUACACAUCUUGAUUUAUCUCACAAUUAUUUAGAGAGAAUUGAAUGUGAUACAUUGAGUGGAAUGACUCAACUUAAACAUUUAGAUUUGAGUUUUAAUGCAUUGAGAGUUUUACCAUCUAAACUUUUCAUUGGAAUGAAAUAUUUGAAAACUCUCUCAUUGGCUCACAAUGAUUUGACUUUUGAAUCCAACUUUUUAGAUGCAACAUUGAUUCGACAAGAAUUAUCAUCUCUAAAGAGAAUUGAAUCUAUUAAUUUAUCAUUCAAUCGAGUGAAAUCAUUGAAAGGAUUGGAAUUACUCUCUGAAACUCUUUAUGACUUGAAUUUAAGUUAUAAUCAUACCAUUGAAUGGAAUUGCAAAGAAAAAACCAUGGAUUGUCUUUUACAAUGUCACAAUUUAGAAACAUUGGAUCUCUCUGGAUGUGGUCUCACUUUACAAGAUUUUUCAAGUGACAAGUGGUUCUCUCUCAAAUAUUUACAUCAUUUGAGUGUGAAUCGAAAUUAUUUGACUCAAUUUGUUCUUGCAUCAUCAUCAUCCAUGAGAAUGGAUUCACACGAGUCAAAUCUCUUCACGACUUCACGUGGGGUGGAAUCUACUACUCCUACACCUACUACAACCACCACAAAUAGUACUGGUGGUGGUGAUGGUAAUACUAGUGGUGGUGAUAAUGCUAUUAGUACUAGUAGUGGUGGUGAUGGUGAUGGUACUAAUGGUAGCUAUAAUACUAGUAGUAGUAGUAGUAGUAGUAGUAAUGGUAAUACUUCCAACAAAUUUAAACUCAAUGAAUUGAGAACAUUGGAUUGUGCUUAUAAUUUCUUUACUCAUAAGGAACAACAACGCAUUCUUCAAUCAUUUAAACAACUUUCAAACAAAUUGAAGAAUGUGAAUGCUUACUCUCUAUUCAAUCAUGUGUAUACGACUUACAAUGAUAAGAUUGAUUGGGAAAAUAGUCAUUUUACCACUCCUAUUUAUGGAUCUAUUCUAUUUUGUGAUUCUAAUCUUUUACAUUUACACAAAUGUAUUUCAAAAGACAUGAAACAACAUCAAGUGACACAUAUUCUUCAAGUAAUUAGUGAAUCCAAUGAUCGUUGUCAAUUAUUUGAUCAUUUAGAUCCAAAGAGAUUCUCUGAAUAUCUUUACAAGACUUACAAAAUGCAAGAUCCUAAUAUUGAAUACAUGUUGGUGUUUUUACCUUCCAACAAUCGAUUGAAUUUUGAGAAAUUGGAUGAAUGCACCAAAUUCCUUGAACAUUCCAAUGGUCGUUGUCUAUUAACAGAAUACAAUCCAAGUGCUCUUGCCAUUGAGAGAGAUGAUGAUUUAAGUGCUAUUGCUACUGCUACUACUAUUACUACUCUCACUACUGCUACUACUAUUACUACUCUCACCACAACGACCAAUGGUGGUGGUACGAGUGGUGGUAAUGUACUGAAAUUAUCACAAGAACAACAUCAAACAAAUCAUACGAGUACUACUACUACUACUACUACUACUACUACUACUACAGGUACCACCAAUCAACCUAUCAACAAUCAAAACUGUAACACUCAACAACAACCAUUAGUCGUCUCUUCCAUUUCCUCCUCCUCCUCCUCCUCUAGUACUCAACAUCCAAAAUCAGUGGUUGUUGGUAGUGAUGACAAUAUCAACAACAACAACUACACAAAAACCAUUUCCACACAUUCCAGUUCCAAUGGUGGUGGUGGUGGUGGUGGAUCAAGUAUUGGAUCAAGUAUUGAUUUUGAAGAAAUCAAAAUCUUGGAAGCAUGUUAUACCAUUCUGAUUGCCUAUCUAUUAAAAACAAGACAAUUAAGAUUGGAUUGUGCCAUUGCCUAUUUAAAAGAUUUAAUGAUUCAAAGUGGACAUUUCACAGCACAAGAUGUUCUUUCCAUUUCCUAUCAACAACACUUGUUAUUGCAAUACGAUAUGAAAUUGAGAGAGAAUAGAAAUGCAAAUUUAUCAUCACUCAAAAAGACUUUGGAAAGAGAUGAUCUUCGAACUCAAUUCAAACAUUAUUGUGCAACCGAACAAUCUUCACAGAAUAUUCUAUUUUGGGAAAUGGUUGAAUUCACUUACAAGACUGAAUAUCGAGUAUCAGAGAGAAUCAAAUUAGCCAUUGAGAUAUUUAAUACUUUUAUUUCAGAGAAUGGAACAUCACCACUGAAUAUUACACAAUCUCAAAUUCAUGCUCUCAGAAAGAUGAUUUUUGUGGAUGAAGUGAAACAAAUUCCACACGAUUAUUUACCUCUCACAUUGUUUGAUCACAUGAUGACUGUGAUUGAAAAUGUCAUGUUGGAUACUGAGAGAAGAUUUCAACGAUUGCAACUUUGA